AUGUCCUCGCUGAGCAGAGAGCUCGUUUUCUUGAUACUUCAGUUUCUUGAUGAGGAAAAAUUCAAGGAAACUGUCCACAAGUUGGAGAAGGAGUCAGGGUUUUUCUUCAACAUGAGGUACUUUGAGGAUGCAGUGACAAAUGGAGAAUGGGAGGAAGUGGAAAAGUAUUUGUCAGGGUUUAUAAAGGUUGACGACAACCGUUACUCCAUGAAGGUUUUCUUCGAGAUCCGAAAGCAGAAGUAUCUUGAAGCCCUUGACAAGGGCGAUCAUGCUAAAGCAGUGGAGAUUCUUACGAAGGGUUUGAAAGUGUUUUCGUCUUUCAACGAGGACCUCUUCAAUGAAAUGACAAUGCUUCUGACGUUGCAGAAUUUUAGGGAGAACGAACAGCUUUCUAAGUAUGGAGAUACCAAGUCGGCUCGGGCUAUAAUGCUUAUUGAGCUGAAAAAGUUGAUAGAGGCAAAUCCUCUCUUUCGUGAUAAACUCCAGUUUCCCACCUUUAGGAACUCAAGAUUGCGUACACUGAUCAACCAAAGUUUAAACUGGCAGCACCAAAUCUGCAAGAAUCCAAGGCCUAAUCCUGAUAUAAAAACCCUAUUCGUGGACCAUAGUUGUGGACAACCUAAUGGCGCUCAUGCACCAUCCCCUAAUCCCCUGAUGGGUUCCGUCCCUAAAGUUGGGGGAUUCCCGUCAAUUGGUGGUCCUGGACUAUUCCAGCAUGGUCCUACAACUUUAACGGGAUCACUUGCAGGGUGGAUGGCGAAUCUAUCUCCUGUGCCUCACCAAGCUGUUUCUGCUGGGCCCAUGGGCUUGACUCCUAAUGAUGCUGAUUCCGAACAUGUGCUGAAGAGAUCAAAACCUUUUGGAGUAUCAGAGGAGGUCAACAAUUUGCCUGUUAACAUAUUGCCAGUCACAUAUCCUGGACAAAGUCAUCCUCAUACCUCAGAGUCUGCUGAUGAUGUACCCAAGAUUCUGGUGGCAAAUCUGAAUCAGGGAUCUGCUGUGAAGAGCAUGGAUUUCCAUCCAAAUCAACAAACUCUACUACUUGUGGGAACAAAUAUUGGUGACAUUACUAUAUGGGAAGUGAGUAGAAGGGAGAAGGUAGCAUUUAAAAAUUUCAAGGUUUGGGACCUUGGAGCUUGCUCAAUGACUCUGCAGGCUUCUUUGGCUAAUGAAUAUACUGCAUCAGUGAAUCGGGUGAUGUGGAGCUCUGAUGGAAACCUUUUCGGUGUUGCAUAUUCGAAGCACAUUGUUCACUUGUAUGCUUAUAAUGGCGCUGAUGAAUUAAGAAAUCACCUUGAGAUUGAUGCCCAUGUUGGUAGUGUCAAUGAUGUUGCGUUCUCUCAUCCAAACAAGCAGUUGUGCAUCAUAACUUGUGGGGAGGACAAGGCAAUUAAGGUGUGGGAUGCAGCCACUGGUGCUAGGCAGUACACAUUUGAGGGUCACGAGGCACCUGUUUAUUCUGUAUGCCCACAUUAUAAAGAAAACAUUCAGUUCAUCUUUUCAACUGCUUUUGAUGGGAAGAUCAAGGUCUGGUUAUACGAUAAUAUGGGUUCCAGAGUUGAUUACAAUGCCCCAGGUCUCUCUUGUACUACAAUGGCCUAUAGCGCUGAUGGGACAAGGCUGUUUUCAUGUGGUACUAGCAAAGAUGGUGAAUCACACAUUGUAGAGUGGAAUGAGAGUGAAGGGGCCGUAAAGCGGACAUACCUCGGUCUUGGAAAACGGUCUGUUGGAGUGGUGCAAUUUGACACAACGAAGAAUCGAUUCUUAGCUGCUGGAGAUGAGUUUGCAAUAAAAUAUUGGGACGUGGAUAAUGUAAACCUCUUGACCACUUGUGAUGCGGAUGGUGGUCUGCCGGCAUCACCUUGCAUUAGGUUUAAUAAGGAAGGAAUGUUAUUGGCUGUAUCAACUAGUGAAAAUGGUGUUAAAGUACUUGCGAAUUCCGAAGGUAUUCUUCUGAUGCGCUUCAUGGAAAAUCGUGCAUCUGGAGCUGUUGCUAAGGUUCCUAUGGUCGUGCCAUUUUGUUCUUCUGGUUCAGCUGCAGGGACAAGCACAGCUACUUCUGUUGCUGCUCUGAACGGGGAUGGCAGGAAUUUGCCAGAUAUAAAGCCUAAAAUUUCUGAUGAUCUGGAAAAACCCAAGGUCUGGAAGUGGACUGAAAUCAGCAAACCAUCUCAGCUUCGUUCCUUGAGGCUUCCCGAUAGUUUAUUGUCAGUAAGGAUUAUUAGGUUGAUUUACACAAAUUCUGGAGAUGCUAUAUUAGCUUUAGCGUAUAAUGCUGUUCAUAAACUCUGGAAAUGGCACAGAAAUGAGAGGAAUGUUACGGGAAAGGCGACAACUGUUGAACCACCUCAACUUUGGCAACCUCCUAGUGGAAUCUUAAUGACAAACGAUAUAAGCAAUGCAAACCUCGAGGAGUCUGUCCCAUGCUUUGCACUUUCAAAAAAAGAUUCAUAUGUUAUGUCGGCAUCGGGAGGGGAAAUUUCCUUGUUCAAUAUGAUGACAUUCAAGACAAUGACGUCAUUCAUGCCGCCUCCACCGGCAUCCACAUAUAUUGCCUUUCAUCCUCUGGACAAUAAUAUUAUUGCUAUCGGCACGGAAGAUUCCUCUAUACAAAUUUACAAUGUUCGCUUUGACGAGUUCAAAAGUAAGCUCAAAGGUCAUCUGAAGAGAGUUACUGGCCUUGCUUUCUCAAACGUUCUAAAUGUUCUCGUGUCAUCGGGGGCCGAUGCUCAGCUAUGUGUUUGGAGUCUAGAUGGGUGGGAGAAAAAGGCAAGUUCAUUCUUGCAGAUUCCUCCUGGGCGUACGCCAAAUCCUAUGGCACAGACACGUGUUCAGUUUCACCAGGAUCAGACUCAGGUAUUGGUUGUUCACGAGACACAGAUAGCAAUCUACGAUGGAUGGAAACUUGGAUGCAUCGAGCAGUGGAUUCCUCCAGAAUCAAGUGCUGCAAUUGCAGAUGCUACGUAUUCAUGCAACAGCCAGUCAGUCUAUGCAAGCUUUGAAGAUGGGAGCGUGAGCGUUUUCACUGCUAUGGGACUGAAACUAAGGUGUCUGAUCAAUGCAACUGCCUAUUUGCCUUCCAGUAUGAGGACUCCUACUACUGACAAUCCAGCACUGGACUAUCAAACUGCAGAUUCCGAACAUGUGCUGAAGAGAUCAAAAACUUUCGGAGUAUCAGAGGAGGUCAACAAUUUGCCUGUUAACAUGUUGCCAGUCACAUAUCCUGGACAAAGUCAUCCUCAUGCUUCACAGUCUGCUGAUGAUGUACCCAAGACUCUGGUGGCAAAUCUGAACCAGGGAUCUGCUGUGAAGAGCAUGGAUUUCCAUCCAAAUCAACAAACUCUACUACUUGUGGGAACAAAUAUUGGUGACAUUACUAUAUGGGAAGUGAGUAGAAGGGAGAGGGUAGCAUUUAAAAAUUUCAAGGUUUGGGACCUUGGAGCUUGCUCAAUGACUCUGCGGGCUUCUUUGGCUAAUGAAUAUACUGCAUCAGUGAACCGGGUGAUGUGGAGCUCUGAUGGAAACCUUUUCGGUGUUGCAUAUUCGAAGCACAUUGUUCAUAUAUAUGCUUAUAAUGGCGCUGAUGAAUUAAGGAAUCACCUUGAGAUUGAUGCCCAUGUCGGUAGUGUCAAUGAUGUUGCAUUCUCUCAUCCAAACAAACAGUUGUGCAUCAUAACUUGUGGGGAGGACAAGGCAAUUAAGGUGUGGGAUGCAGCCACUGGUGCUAGGCAGUACACGUUUGAGGGUCACGAGGCACCUGUUUAUUCUGUAUGCCCACAUUAUAAAGAAAACAUUCAGUUCAUCUUUUCAACUGCUUUUGAUGGGAAGAUCAAUGCCUGGUUAUACGAUAAUAUGGGUUCGAGAGUUGAUUACGAUGCCCCAGGUCUCUCUUGUACUACAAUGGCCUAUAGUGCUGAUGGGACAAGAAGAAAUUCUGCAACCUCCGGCGGCGGUCCUAUCGGUGACUCCGCAACCUGUAACAGAACUCUUGCUGAGGUAGCUAUGGCAGCCGAGAGAAGAGCGGUAACACUGGGUGGGAAGGGCUAUUCACUGACGUCCUCUUCGGUAUUUGAGGUGGCCAAUGGCCUAGCUCGUUUUAACGUUGAAUUAUCAGCGCUUUCAAGGAUCUCAUCCUCUUCGAAUUCGAAAUCCACUACUACCACCAAGUUUGCAUUAUCAAUUCCUGACUAUUUGAGCGCAGAAGAGGCUAGGGCUUCAAUACUUCUUCUCCUAAAUAAGCUUCUUCUUUCCUUGUCUCCGGUAGCAUUUCAGUUGCAGGAUAUACUCAAGGAAACGUCCCUUAAUCCUAACUAUACAAUUGACAAUGUGCCCAUUGAUGACGUGGCUCUCUUGGAUUAUUCAAUGGCUGCUAUUGAUGGCAUUUCCGCGAUUCUUGAUCACCGGUCUACUGCAUUGUCGGCUGUUGCUGAUGCAGUGGCUGCCCUUUCCUGCGAGGCCCUGAGAGCUGACACGUCUUGUUUCAAUUUGAUAGACUCUGGUGAUGGUUCUUCUUCCAAGGACGAUGUGGCUGUUGCAUCUGACUUGAAGGUGUUUCUCAAUGGGUCUAAAUUGGUUAACUCCAGCAAGAAUCUUGUAGAUCCUGCCGUGGCCAAGAUUACCAGCGCCCAUGGUAGUUUCAGGGAGAGCGUACGAUGGCUCCAUUCCAGAUCUCGGGUUCAGUUAAAUUCGGGUUCCAGAGCUUGCCCUUCUGGCACUGCAGAUGCCAUGUCCCCUGUUCUGUUAUCAUUGGCUUGGGCUCUCUGGAAUUUGGGGGAUCUCAGUUUUCAACGAGCCAAGCUUGUUGGCAACUCAAUAUCUCGUGUUGAAUUGAGUUCCUGUAUGAUGGAAAUGCUGGAUGCCAAUUGCCCCCAUGUUGAUUCUCUUGAAAAUUUGUACAUGUCUGCACAAACUGCUCUUUCCAAGAAGGAUUAUGUAUUGUUUUUGCAUGAAAUUUAUGGCUUAUCAGACUUGUUUAGAAAGAUUAUCUCUUGGGAGGCCACGGCUGCAUUCAUUUCACUUGAGGGAAGUGACCUGAUUGAGAAAAGCCAAGUCAACAAUGGGGGCGAGAAGGUGCCUUCAAGUGAAAAUAAUGCAAAAACAGAUAAGAAAGGUGAAAAGAAAAAGAAGGUGGUUCUGGGAAAAGGAACUGCUGCUCUCAUGCAAUUCAUUAAGAGCAGGUUGCUGAGCGAAGCAUCUGAACCAGACUCUAUUAGUGCUUCCGCUGUACUGGUGAAAUGCUCCCAAAACUUCCUCUCGAUAUUGGAUCCCAGAGACCUGGGAUUUGACUGUCUGGUAAAGAAAGUGAAAGAGAUAAUAGAAAGCAAUGAAAGUCGAAGACUUCCAAAGCUCCCAAAGGGUACUCGCGACUUUGCAAAAGAACAGAUGGCCAUAAGAGAGAAAGCCUUCUCGAUUAUAGUUGACGUUUUCAAAAGGCAUGGUGCCAGGGCUCUAGAUACCCCUGCCUUUGAAUUGAGAGAGACUCUUAUGGGAAAGUAUGGUGAAGACUCAAAGUUGAUCUAUGACCUCGCUGAUCAGGGUGGAGAACUUUGUUCACUUCGCUAUGAUCUUACAGUUCCAUUUGCUAGAUAUGUGGCUAUGAAUGGCCUGACAUCAUUCAAAAGGUAUCAGAUAGCAAAGGUGUACCGAAGGGAUAACCCAUCUAAGGGGAGAUACCGUGAAUUCUAUCAAUGCGAUUUUGAUAUCGCUGGUCAGUUUGAAAAAAUGGGGCCAGAUUUUGAGGUCAUUAAGAUUUUGACGGAGUUGCUUAAUGAACUAGAUAUUGGGGAUUAUGAGGUGAAGCUGAAUCACAGGAAGCUACUUGAUGGAAUGCUGGCUUUAUGUGGGGUUCCACAAGAAAAAUAUAGAACGAUUUGUUCAAGUAUCGACAAGUUAGACAAGCAAACGUUUGAACAGAUAAAAAAGGAAAUGGUGGAAGAGAAGGGUUUGACUGAGGACAUAGCAGAUAAAAUUGGAACUUUUGUUGGACAAAGGGGAGCCCCUGUGGAAUUAUUGUCUAAGCUAAAACAAGAAGGCAGUAAGUUCUUGGAGAACAGUGAGUCUGAGCUUGCAUUGAAUGAGCUGGAGAUUUUGUUCAAAUCUUUGGAGAAGUCAAAGUGUAUCGACAAAGUGGUUUUUGACUUGAGUCUUGCAAGAGGUCUCGAUUACUAUACUGGAGUCAUAUUCGAAGCUGUUUUUAAAGGGGCUGCUCAGGUUGGCUCAAUUGCUGCUGGUGGACGUUACGACAAUCUCAUAGGGAUGUUUGGCGCAAAGCAGGUUCCUGCAGUUGGAAUCAGUUUAGGAAUAGAAAGAGUGUUCGCAAUAAUGGAGCAGCUUCAAAGAGACAAGGACCAGGAUAUUCGAGCUGCUGAAACUGAAGUCCUAGUGUGCAUUAUAGGCGAUGAAUUAUCGUUAGCUGCUGAAGUUGUAAGUGAACUUUGGGAGGCCAAGGUGAAAGCUGAGUUCAAUGUUCACAAAAGAGUGAUGAAGCACAUUGAUCGUGCCCGAGAGUCGAGGAUCCCUUGGAUGGUAAUCAUAGGAGAACGAGAACUUAAUGAAGGAGUUGUAAAGUUAAAAGAUGUCACAGCCUCUAAAGAGUAUGAAGUUCCUAGAAGUCAACUCGUAGAGGAGCUUAAAGGACGUUUGAACAACACGUUACCUUCUUAA
Messenger RNA from Fraxinus pennsylvanica, 6663 nucleotides. Lineage: Eukaryota; Viridiplantae; Streptophyta; Magnoliopsida; Lamiales; Oleaceae. The record is from the annotation of a GenBank genome assembly.